This is a messenger RNA of Macadamia integrifolia, 3189 nucleotides long. RefSeq lists its product as uncharacterized. The coding region runs from base 168 to 2813 and encodes 881 amino acids. The transcript is spliced from 5 exons. The record is from RefSeq and is a predicted model, not a curated record. Lineage: Eukaryota; Viridiplantae; Streptophyta; Magnoliopsida; Proteales; Proteaceae.
UGUGUCUGUCACUCGGACUUCAUUCUCUCUCUCUCUCUCUCUGCUUUGAAACCCUAGAAAAUUAAUCUUUACCAGAAGUACCGAAGCUGAAAAGCCUCCUGGUUCAGUGUUUCUUGCUGCAUUUCUCGAUUUGCAGAAGAAUUGUAGGGAUAUCUUGUCAUAUAGUUAUGAUGGAUGGGGAUCUCUGGGGUCCGUCAUACACACAAGAUUCACCAGAAAACAGCUUUGGUAUACAACAAAAUGAAUGGGAGUGUGACUUCUACUUCGGUUAUGGUGCAGAUGUGAUAGAAGAAGAUGCUCUAAAUGAGAAAUCUUGUGUAGAAGUACUAAGAAAAUUGAUAUCAAAGGCAGAUAUUGAAAUUGAAGCGCUUGAAGAAGAUCUGGUAAUUCUUCAAACCCAAUUAGAGUGGGCUGAACAGAACAAAUUAAAAGAGUGGUUUGAAAUAUGCUGUAACGGUCUGGAAGAAAAAACCAACUUUUUGGAUCUUCUGAUACGGAAUUUGAAGAAUGAAAAUGUGCAAAAUGAGUGUGAUAAUGAUAUUCAGUCACUGAUGCAUGGGGAGCCUCCCGGGAGAAUUUCUGAAAUGUUGAAGGCUUUACUCAGAACUCACUGCCAAAGUAAAUCUGAACAGACUGAAGAUAUUGCCAGCAAAUAUGCUUUCAGUCAUGGAACUGGCGAAUCCAGUGACAGGGAAAGUUUAAGCAACUUUGAAUCAGGAAGUAGCAUAACAGAUGAAAUUGUAGAACUCAGUGUCACUCAUGCAGACAUCAGUUUAGACUCGUCUAUCAUUGCCAAAGAUUUCAGAUCAGAUGCUUUAAGCCAUGCAAUGAGAAAAUUUGACGAUGAGGAAAGCUUGAGCUCCUUAUGUUUGAAAAAUAUUACAAUAGAGGAAGUCAAGGAAUCCAAUUUUCCUUGUGCCAAAGAUUUCAGAUCAGAUGCUUUAAGCCAUGCAAUGAGAAAAUUUGAUGAUGAGGAAAGCUUGAGCUCCUUAAGUUUGAAAAAUAUUACAAUAGAGGAAGUCAAGGAAUCCAAUUUUCCAUGUAUCAACGUCAGCUUAAAUUCAUCCGUGAAGCCAGAUGGGAAGUCAAUGAAUCAUCCAGUCACAGUAACAGCUCAGGAAGCUGGUAUUUUGGGCACUGAUAAUGCUCUUGCAGAAUCACCUUCAGCUUUACUAGGUAAUGAGGAAUCCAAUGUUCCUUUUAUCAACAUCGGCUUAAAUUUAUCAAUGAAGCCAGAUGGAAAGUCAAUGAAUUAUCCAGUCACAGUUACAGCCCAGGAAGCUGGUAUUUUGGGCACUGAUAAUGCUAUUGCAGAAUCACCUUCAGAUUUAUUAGGUAAUGUAGCAAAAGAUAUAAUUAUGUCCGAUACAAUGGCAGUACAAGAAUCCAGGAUCUCUGCAACUGACAGCACUGUGAAUGGAAAUUCGCAUUUGAAGUUGCAAGGGCAAAUGACAAAAAAUGAAAUGCAGUUCCACACUGUGGAUGGCCACGAACCAUGUGUUCCUCCUAUUGCAGAUGUCAUUUCAAUUACAUCCUCCAAUUCAAGGGGAAAAGAAAGACAAAAACCUGGUUCAACUUGUAGGAAUAAUAGUGCCAACAACCAGAAGACAACUAAGAAAACAGUUCACCCAAUCCCUUGUGGGCUCCAGGAACCUGGUGUUGAAUCUAAUGACAGUGAAACCAGCUUACAUCCACCUUCAAAGGCACAAGUCAAGAAAAGGAAGAUUAUAAAGCGUUCAGACAUUGCUGAAGUUAAAGAACCUAGUGAGACUCCUACAGCGUUUUCGCCAUUGCAAGGAGUUACAAUUGUGAGUACAAGCAAGGAAGACCUACAGCUCUCCAAUUCUUGUGAGGGCCAAGGUCCUGGUGUUGUAGAUGACAAUAGUCAUGAUGAAUUACUUCUACCUUCAAAGCCACCAAUCAUGCGAAAGAAGAGUACAAAAACUUCGGAUGUAGCUAAGGUCAAGGAAACUAGUGAGACAGUGCAAGGGGAUACAGUCAAGAUUACAAGCAAGGAAGACUUACAUCUGUCCAAUUCUUCUGUGGUCCAAGAGCCUAGAAUCGUCGGGAGCUUAUGUCCGCGUUCAGAACUACAGGUGAAGAGGAUAAUGAGUUCAAAUCAGCCAUCCAGAGUUUCCAAUGAACCUAGUGUUGCUGUGGGGAAUUCAACAUUGCAAGGGGAUUCAGUCAAUAGUACAAACAAGGAAAAGCUGCAGAUCUCCAAUUCUUCUGUGGCCCAAGAAACAAGAAUUGUUGGUGACAAUAAUCAUAACAGCUUAUGUCUGCCUUCAGAGCCACAGGCUGAGAGAUCAAUGGGUACAGAUCAGGCAUCCAGGGACUCCAAUGAACCUAGUGUUGCUCUCGGGAAAUCAACAUUGCAAGGGGAUACAAUUGAGAUGAACAGUGAGAAAGGUCUGGAAUUCUGCAAAUCUUCUGUUUGCCAGGAAUCCUGUGUUGCUCCUGACCAUAAUCAUAGUGCAAAUAAGCCAAGUGGAAAGAAAAGGAAAAGAGAAGGUCAGUUAUCCAAGUCUUGUGGCCUUCUUGAAUCUCAUGAAGUUAUAGGGUCAUUGCCUACUGACCGUGGUGCUAUUAUGAAAUUGACAAUGAAUGUUUUGAGGGCUCAUGUGAAGCAAAGAGGCUUGAAAGGCUUAUCUACCAAGAAGAAGUCUGACAUUGUGGAUAGAUUACUACAAGGACCAGUUGAAGAGAAGGGAGAAGGCCCUACCGAAGUGCUGCCUAAGCAGGUUGACAAGGUCCUUGCUGAGUCUAAGGACGUCAUGCCACCAGAGCUGGCCCAAGAAACUUCCACCUAGGACGAAGAUGGAUCAUGAGUGACAGACUCUAUUAUAGUGUUAUUGCUUAGGAAUAUCAAUAUAGUUCGCCGCUUUGUCAGAUUUUAGCUGUUUUGGAUACUCUCGAACUCGUAUGGUAGUAGGUAUGUUUCUAUUGCUUUGUUCCUUUCACCUACGUGCUUUCUUUUCUUUCUUGUAUAUAACUUUUUAGCUGAAAGCAAGGAGAGUUCGGGAGUGGAAUAAGCAGAUGGAUCUUUAUGGGCUGUAAAUUUGCAAUGGGUUUCUGCAAAAGGUUUUCAAUUUUGGUCCUUGGGACUUCUGAUUGCUUGUACAUGAUAAGCUGCUGCUCUUGCAACAGGCAAUAUGAUUUAUGUGGUUUUAUGAUUGACUUUCACCA